AUGACACCUGUCACGACAGAAGUACGUGAACACGAUCCGGUGUCUUCAGACGAUGACACUGGCAUUUAUUUCGAAGCAAGAAAAUCCGCCGCUUUGCCUAUCCCAAACUCGUCGCCUCGAAGUAAACAACAGCAGCAGCACCAGCAAAAUGCUGCGUCGUCGAGUUCAUCCAGUGUUGAACGCGGUAUUUUGCCUGCUUCUUCGUCUGCUGCGAGCAAUUCCCUCGCCAAUACUUCCUCUACAAAUAACAAUAGUAACAAUAUUACACGAACGUCAACAAAUGGAGUUCUAAGUGGAAGUAUUACACCAAGUACAUCAACGCCGUUUAUACAGCAACCGCAACACGAAGCGCCUCUAACGACAUUGACGAUUCCAGAGGGAAGUAUUAGUACGUCGAUCGGAGCAAGCAGUAGCGUUGGAUCACUGUCUUCUCUGUUCAGUCGAAACAGUCUUCGUCAUCACCAUCAUCAUCUCCACCAUCAUCCAAAAAAACCGAAAAACAGCCUUAUCAAGACCAACUCCAGCUUUGUAGUGCGGAUGACAGUGCACGAAAAGCUCUCUAAUAUUCUGGCCACUCGCACCAUCGACGAUACAUAUUUGUUCUUCAAUGUUGGGAUGAAUUUUGUAUGGAUGGACGGUAGUCAAAAAGUCAAGGAAUGUUUAUCGAAAAUCAUCUUUUCAAAAGCAUACCCCACUUGUCACGAUGUAAAUAAAGCAACAAACGGCAGUGACCAUAUGGACGUAAUUAUUGGGUUUUCAACAGGCGAUUGCAUGUGGUACGAUCCAAUCAGCAGUAAAUACGCACGUUUAAACAAAGGAGGAAUCGUUAAUACAUCAGUAGCAACUUGUGUGAAAUGGGUGCCUGGAUCAGAAGAGUUGUUCCUGAUAUCGUUCAGCGAUGGCUCUGUCUUAUUGAUGGAUAAGGAGCGAGAUGAUCAGGCAUUUACACCUGCGUCUCCGUCUUCUUGGGCUGAGCAACAAUUUCAAGUGACCAAGCCACGGAAAAGUGCUAAAUAUAACCCAGUAUCACACUGGAAAGUAGCUGAUAAAAGUAUAACGGCACUAGAAUUUUCACCAGAGGGGUCAAAUGUGGCAGUAGCGUGUGCAGAUGGGACGUUGCGUAUCAUUGAUUACACAAACGAACGAUUAUGCGAUGUUUAUGCAGGGUAUUUUGGCAAGCUCCACUGUGUUGCCUGGAGUCCCGAUGGUCGUUACAUUCUGACCGGCGGUCAGGACGAUCUGGUUACAAUCUGGUCAUUACAUGAGCAGAAAAUCGUUGCGCGAUGUCAAGGACAUAAAUCUUGGGUAACCGCGGUAGCAUUUGAUCCGUGGAAGUGUGACGAUAAAGUGUAUCGGUUUGGUAGUGUUGGUGAAGACUGCCGCAUGAUCCUUUGGGAUUUCUCAUUCAGCGCAUUGCAUAGACCAAAACAUGUAUAUCACGCACCUAAAUCACCACCGAUCCUAUCGUCGAAUCAUCACACGCCCGUCCGACGCAGCAAAUCCAGACUGAGUCGAUUCCGACGACGCACAUCACGCUCUGCCAAUGUGUUUGGUGACCACGAUGACGAAGACGACGAUUCCAUGUAUACGCACGACCAAGCGUUGCAUUUACGACUCGCAACAAUGCAUCCUAUUCUAAACAAGGAUCAAGUACCUUAUUUACAACCCGUCAUGUCUCAAACUGUACAUGCCGAUCCAUGCACGUAUAUUUCCUUCCACAAAGAUUGCAUUGUUACGGCGGAUAGACGAGGGAAAGUCAGAACUUGGGGCAGGCCCUGA
Molecule: messenger RNA, 1779 nt
Organism: Zychaea mexicana
Lineage: Eukaryota; Fungi; Mucoromycota; Mucoromycetes; Mucorales; Lichtheimiaceae
Product: WD40-repeat-containing domain protein
Exons: 9
Coding region: 1-1779 (592 amino acids)
Biological process (GO): carbon catabolite repression of transcription
Cellular component (GO): cell tip; cell division site; nucleus
Molecular function (GO): protein binding
Source: RefSeq, a predicted model, not a curated record